Molecule: messenger RNA, 1359 nt
Organism: Annulohypoxylon maeteangense
Lineage: Eukaryota; Fungi; Ascomycota; Sordariomycetes; Xylariales; Hypoxylaceae
Exons: 2
Coding region: 362-1096 (244 amino acids)
Biological process (GO): cristae formation
Cellular component (GO): MICOS complex; mitochondrial crista junction
Source: RefSeq, a predicted model, not a curated record
UUAGCAACUGGUGAUGUUCGAUAUUGACAGGGGUACGAAAGUACUUUCACGAUGGUGGGUUUUAAUUGGGUCUAGCUUAAGGUUAAGCACGGACCAAGCUGAGCUUUUUGAGGGAAGGUACGGAGGUACUUUGGACUUGUACUAUGUAGCGCGACUUUCAUCUGAUGACGAACAUCAACUCAGAUCGAAGAUCUAACAUUAUAAUUAACGACUUCUUUUGGAGGCAAUUGAGCUCUUUUCUCCUGAUAAAACUAUAGAAGAGCUUGAUAAUAUUACACUCAUUUCUCCUCUUCUUAGAAACGCCACCCUAGUUGGUAUCUAAUAGUACUUGCGCCGUAGUGCGCACAACAAACAGCUCAUCAUGGGCUUCACAACCGGCUUCACAGGAGGCGUAACUCUUACCCUCUCCAUAGCCUACCUGACCGUUCUAGCCCACCAACGGAGCAGAGAACACCAAGCCGCUGUCCUUCGGCAACAGACAUAUCUUCUAUCAAGCAUCAUCGAUCCACUACCGCCAGCACUGCCGCCCACGAGGUCCGAGGUCGCAGCGGCAGAGCGCGCACACUUUACCGAGAAAGCUAAGGAUCGAUGGAACUCAGAAGUAGAGGGUGCUGUCCGUUGGGCUCAGAGCAAAGACUGGGACGAAGUUCGCGAGGAUGCCGAAGCCGCCCUCUCUAGGUUAUGGGCUAAGGCGUUUAGCGAGGCCCAGGAACAGGUCGAGAAGGACCAAAGAAAAGCAGAUGCCGCCGAUGGCAAGUUGAGCCAAGGCAAGGAAAAGGCAGGGAGUGUAGCUGCAGCCGCUAAGGGUGCAUUUACGGAUGCAAAGGCAAAGGGCUCCGAAGUAGCCACUAAGACAGGAGAGAAGGCUGAGGGUACGGGAGGCUCGAUAUUUGGCGCCAUCGCGAGUGGUUUCAGCAAGGCAAAGUCAGCAAUUGUAGGAUCAAGUGAGAAGAUCGAGGAUGUGUCACCACAACUUUCCGCAGAAGAGAAAGCACUAAGCCAACGAUAUCAAAAGACGGCUGGACUCGACAGAAGCAAGGAGGAGGUAUUGGCUGCAAGAUACAACCAGCAGAACAACACACAACUUAAAGUAUAAGGAUUGUAUGUAAGUUAGCUUCCUGGCCAUUGUAUCUGUUUGCACAGGAUGAUUCUUGAUGAGAAAGAAGAAAAGACAAAUACACCUCUACCCUUGUACCAUACAACUGAUUACCUGCCCACCUUAAAAAAACACUAAUGAACAUCCAUACUGUACAUCCCCGUCUCUGUAGAAUGGAUGUGACGAGAGCCUCUAAUUUUUAGGCAACUAUCUCCACAAGACUCACUAGAAAGGACAGCGCCCGCCUGUAAUAUAUACUGCCG